Astyanax mexicanus (Mexican tetra) is the source of this 5697-nucleotide messenger RNA. RefSeq lists its product as uncharacterized. NCBI's taxonomy places the organism in Eukaryota, Metazoa, Chordata, Actinopteri, Characiformes, Acestrorhamphidae. The record is from RefSeq and is a predicted model, not a curated record. The transcript has 7 exons. Bases 311 to 1237 code for a protein of 308 amino acids.
CAAUCGCAGCGCAGGAGGCUUGUCCAAACACGGGUGGGGGAAAACGCUUUCGUAACCAAAACAUCGUGGACGAAAUCGACUUGUAUUUUUUAUAUUUUAUUGUAUUUUAGGGAAAAUUAUUAAUAGUUAUAAAGUUACGUUAAUAUUUACUGAACUGGUGCAGCGCUGAGGCUAGUUUAAUAUAUAAUUAUAUAGGAGUAACGUUAAUCUCUGUCAGGUCUGGAGGAGUUUUCACUGUGCUGUUAGAGAUAGUUAAAGUCUGGUUUAAGUCUUUUUUUCAAGUCUAUAUUCUCCAGUUUAUAUCAGAAACAUGGGGGGUCAUGAUCUGCUGCGGAUUUUGGUCACUGUGCUGUUCGUGUUGGCUUAUGUGGUGGUUUUGGCAGUAAACGCUCUGGCUGGUUCGGGGAAAGGUCCAUUCUUAAGAAGUACCGGUAAUGUAUCAGGGCUGUAUGAGACGGAGAUCACCCCUGCUGGUUGGGCCUUCUCCAUAUGGGGAUUCCUCUACACCUGGCUCCUCCUCAUGAACAUAUAUAUUGUCACCUGGUUCUGUAGACGGACCUCAACUGGAUGGAUGUAUUGCAGUCCUGCUAUUCUUCCUUAUGGGUUUUGUAUCUCCUGGGUGGUGAACAUGAUUCUGAACUGCGCCUGGCUCCUCCUGUGGGACAGAGAGUUAAUGAUCCCAGCGCUUGUAGUGUUGGCUCUGAUUGCGUUUACCAACUACUUCAUCAUCUACUUUUCCUGUGUUGGCCUGCAAGCGCAUGGAGCCAGGCUCAAACAGAACCACCCCGCUGACCUCUGCUGCAUCCGUGUUCUGGUUCAGAAUGGUAUUGCUGCCUAUGCCACAUGGACUACAAUAGCCACGCUCCUCAACUUGGCCGUGGUGCUUGGUCUUGGAUCAGUGUCGCCAACAAAUGCUGGCACUGUUUCUCUGUGCCUUCUCCUGCUAGAAGUGAUUGUGUGGUUUGCUGUGGAGAACUUUGUGGUGGAGAAGCAUGUCCGCUACAUUCUGAGUGUUUACCCCGUCGUCAUCUACGCUCUGAUUGGAAGCUUGAGCAGACACUACGACCCUGCAGCUCCAGGCAGGAACGCAGUCUUUACAGCUGUUCUCCUGUCUCUGGCCUGUAUCUUGUUCAUUGCGCGUGUGGUGCUGGUGAUUUGGAGACACCGUACUCAGCCUCUGUUCCAGGACGGGGUAGCUGAGGGGCUGAUGAGACCUGUCAGCACUACAGACAAGUAGCAGCACAGGGUAUACUGUACAUUACUCUAAACAUGAAGCACCACUCCACUUGCCAAAGUAUUUACUGCGGAAUGUGUUCAAAAUAUACAUGUUUUUUUUUUUGACUGGUCAAAUCAUACAGUAUAUCAGUGCCCACCCACACACUCAUACACUAACACCACCAAACAGCUCCAACAGUUAAACAACACCUAAAGAAAACCUCACGUCUCCAUGUAUUACUCCACCACAUACAGGUAACCUAGCAACGAUGCAGCGCUUACAAGCCAAACAGCACAGCUACAAACAGAGCAGCAAUGGAAUUAUUUUAUCUUGUGGAGUGUUUAAAGCCUAACAGCUCGUCUUUUCUCAUCCUUUUUAACUCAAUCUAUCUAAUCUAUCAAUAAACAGUUAUAAUGGAACUGUGCUAUAAUCGCAGUAAUACACUCGAUGUUUGUGCUCAGCUUGCAGCCUCAUUUUGUGCUCAGCUUGCAGCCCCAUCGCACUUUAUAGCACUCCCUCUGGUGUGUUAUUGCUUAAUUAUAAUCAUUAGUUCAGUACUACCUAGUGAUAUCUGGUAGUGAAUAAGAAGGAUUUAGGUGUUAAUAAAGCAUGUUUAAUUAGUUCCAACAUAAUAACAUAUUAAAUAUGGAACAGUAUUAUAUAGUGUUACCAAAUAAUCUAAAAAUAAACUGAUUACUACAGAACAUUAGAUUAAUCAGUCAGUUAUCUGACUAAUGCAUUUACACAAGAUAUUGGGGAACAUUCUUGAGUUCACAUGAGUCACGCAAUAAUCAGAUUAUUGCCAAUAAUCUCACAGAACAUAAUGUGGCAAAAACUUAGCUUUUUUGCCACAUUAAGAUGCAGAUUAAUCAAACAUCAGGUAGAAGAUGAAGAUUAUUCUUUCAAUCUUUUAAUUCCUCAGUUUCAGAAGCGCUCCCAAAGUCUUUUGCCAUUUCGCCGGUGUUCUAAUGAACACUGCUUAAAUAUGUUUCAGUACUUUCCAGCUCUCUUUAUUGGAUUUAUUAGCCAGAUUUUUUUUACUUUACUCCGGUCUAAGGAAUCAGAAUAUGUUGUUUGCUUAACAUAAAUACUUGAAUACUCAGAUAACUACAGAAAUCUGUUUAGAAUCAGGAAUUAUGAAGUGCGUAUAAUCACCAAAUGUAAACACACUAACUGUAUAUAAUCCUACCUGCUAUCUUAGCCACCAAUUACGCUAAUAAAUACAGACAAUAUAUGUGGCUUUCUGGCAGUUACGCUAAAGUCUACUUUCUAAAUAUUCAACCAGUUCUUAGAAGUUCCUCACAUCCUAAAAAUACUCUCUCAGAAGGCUAUUUAUUCGUUCUUAUACAGACAAAUCUGUCUUUAGACACUAUUUUGGCACGUCUAGCAGGUGAGUAGGUAUGUUUACAGCAGUACAGAACUAGUUGUUGUGUUUUUAUCAUUUUUGUCCCUUUAAUGUGAUACUUUUUAAUAUAAAGCCAAAAAGUUCUUCAGGUUAACAUUUGCAGUUUUUCACUAUUCCUACAUUACUCCCACAAUUGGUAUUAGUUUAAUUGACCCUAAACUAGAACCAUGUAUUAAACUGUUAUCAAAUAAUUAAUAGUAGUUUCUGCAUCAAUAACAUCAAUCAACGUAGGGUUCAUCAAGUUAAGACGUUAAAAAACGAGCAUCAUGUGUUUUUAACAUCAAAGAGCAUGGACAAUGCAAGACACACACACACACAUAUAUAUAUAUACUCUUACACUAUGUUAGGUUAUUCACUAUUUAGUCACAAGGAAAUGAUUUUCUGCAUUUUUGCUAAUUUUUCCCACACCAACGCUUCUAUAUUUUUGGACCUUUUUGUUUGUGUGCACAGUAAGAUAAUUAAAUCUAAAUUAGUAGAGUGGGGAAAAGUAUUCCCUCUAGUAAACCGAAGCAGUUGGACAAAUGAUUAUGGUCAGCUGUCAGAAAACUUGAGUAAAUAAACGUAAUUAAACCAGCCGUUCUAAAUUUGGAGUUAAACAUGGUUUGAUCGUCAAGAACUGCUGCAUCAGUGAUUGCUUAACAUUGAUGUAUGAGUUUUAGUCAUCCUGUGUUUAACAGAGUAAGACAUGUCUCUUAAAUAUUAAUAUAAAACAAUAUUAUAUAAAUGCAGCUAAUUCAUAAAGAGGAAUGAAGAUCAGCUGUUGAAUGAUAAUUUUAUUUAGUGUGUAAAUUAUUUCUUCUGCAAGUGUUCUAAAGUAAUUCUCAAUAUUUAAAUUUGUAUAUUCAAUUAUUUUGUAAAUCUAAAUUUGUGUGCUAUAUGUGCUAGUUGGUAAAAAUGUAAGCUUUUUAAAAUUCAAUUUGUUGCAUUCAAUUUCUUAUUUGACAUUUUCCAAAAUAAUUCAUAGAUUUUUAAAACAUAUUUUUAUGUGAAAUUUUCUAGAAUAUUGUAAACUUUCAGAUUUCUAAAAGUUCUGUAUUUAGUUUUCUGAAAAUGUACCAAAAUAUGGUCAUAAAUAAUUCGUAUUUUUUUCAUAUUUCUGUAUUCUUUUUUUUUUUUUUUAACUAAAAUGUUUUUACUGGUUUUUUUUUUUGUUAAACAAAAUUUACUAAAAGAAUUGGAGAAAUUUUAAAUUCAGUGAUUUGUUUCCAUAAUCAAAUCUAAUCAUGUGGUGAUAAGCAUGAAACUAUUCUGUAAAGAGAUGACUUGACUUCAGUUUAGGUGUAGUAACUGCUGAGAACAUUUCCUCCUUAAAAAUCAAGUCCUACAGUGGAAGCAGUUCUUUGCCGAGGGGAUGAAGAAUGGGAGAGAAUUCCUCAAAAUGGAUUUUAAGCCAAUGGUGCAGUUACAUUAACUUACUGGGUAAAAGAUAGGUCACGUUGUUUUUUUUUUUUUUGUUUUUUUUUUUCAGAAUUAUACAUUUUGAAGUUAUAAUUAGCUCUUUUGUUUCAUUGUUUCUUUAAGUCAAAAGUGCAAAAAUGCAGGAACAUUUCUUUUGUUUAACAAUAUUUGUGUUAUACUUUUAUAAAAUGGAUUUUUUUUGGUUAUCAAUUGUUGGGAAAACUAAUGCAAGCAUGACAAGUUAUCACAGUUAAUCAGUCGUACAGGUUCACGUUACAUGCUGAUAUUGAGACGGGUUAGUUGGAUUGUUUUAUAGGAUUUCCUAUUCAGAUGAAAUAGUUCUUGUAUGAACAUAAACUGUUACUAGAUCAUAUACUCACAUUUACAGUCAUUUUAUACUAUUUUUUAAACUACAAAUGUGUAUUUGUUUACUGUGAAUAUUACAUGCACUAAAGAAACUGUCGACUCAAUUAUUAAUACUUACUUUUGUCUUAUUUUUAAGCUUUUGUUUUCUGGCAGAGGUCAUAUUUUUAGAUGUGAAUUUGUGAAGUAUUGUAUUAUGUGAGUUCAGUGAUGUUCACACAAGUACAGUUGCUUCACACAGUGUUGAGGUUUGGUGGACAAUGCAAAUUGAAAUCAGUUCGAGAUUCACUGACUUUAAAUACAGUGUUUUUUUUUUUCCUUUACCUUUUUCCUGUUACGAAUGUAAGGCUACAUUUACACAGCAGAUAACAGUGGCCUAACCUAAUGUUUAUAUUAGGCUUUUCCUAUUAUCCUUUUAAUGGGAUUCAUAUCUAACAUUAGUUUAAACAGUUUGCUCUUUGUAACUUAUGAUUAUGUGCAAAACAGCACCACCUUCACAUGGAGUUUCAGCAGGAGCUAUUAAGGAGUUCCAGUAACUUCCAUGAAUUACGAUCUGUCUGUUUACACUUAGUCAUAUUAGUGUGAAGUGAAUAUACAGCUCUGGAAAAAAUGAAGAGACCACUUCAGUUUCUGAAUCAGUUUCUCUGAUUUUGCUAUUUAUAGGUUUAUGUUUACGUAAAAUGAACUUUGACAUUUUAUUCUAUAAACUACAGACAACAUUUUUCUUAAAUUCCAAAUAAAAAUAUUGUCAAAAAGAGCAUUUUCUUUGUUGCGGAAAAUGAGAAAUGUCUGAAAAAAACAAAAAAGAUGCAGAGCUUUCAGAUCUCAAAUAAUGCAAAGAAAACAAGUUCAUAUUCAUGAAGAUUUAAGAGUUCAGAAAUCAAUAUUUGGUGGAAUAACCCUGUUUUUAAUCACAGUUUUUAUGCAUCUUGGCAGUUCUCCUCCACCAGUCUUACACACUGCUUUUGGAUAACUUUAUGCCACUCCUGGUACAAAAAAUUAAGAGGUUCAGCUUGUUUUGAUGUAUUGUGAUCAUCCAUCUUCCUCUUGAUUAUAUUCCAGAGGUUUUCAAUUUGGUAAAAUCAAAGAAACUCAUCAAUUUUAAGUGGUUUCCAGAGCUGUUUAUCAGAUAUAAAUACCACAUAUUGUGUUUUUUAUUGUUCACAUUGUCACACAAUCAACACAUCUGUCACAUAUGAUAGAAAAAGAUGGAUGGAUUGGGGCCACUUUUUCUUGCUGUGUAAUUGUCGUUUUAAUCAUACUAUUGAAGUAAUAUGUUUUUGUAAUCAUUUAAUAAAAUAACUUGAAUUGGAAA